This is a messenger RNA of Plasmodium cynomolgi strain B, 5394 nucleotides long. RefSeq names its product merozoite surface protein 1. The record is from RefSeq and is a predicted model, not a curated record. The coding region runs from base 1 to 5394 and encodes 1797 amino acids. Lineage: Eukaryota; Apicomplexa; Aconoidasida; Haemosporida; Plasmodiidae. The transcript has a single exon. Gene Ontology annotation, cellular component: membrane.
AUGAAGGUGUUACUCUUUUUGUUCUCUUUCAUUUUUUUCGUUACCAAAUGUCAAUGUGAAACUGAAGAUUAUAAACAGCUUCUAGUCAAGCUAGACAAGCUAGAGGCGCUCGUGGUGGAUGGCUACGAGCUCUUCCAAAAAAAAAAGUUAGAAGUAAAAGAUAUUCCUGUAGAUAACAAUGCUAAUGAAAAUAAUGUUAAUAGCUUAGCUUACAAAAUAAGAGAUUUCGUGGGCAAGUUUUUGGAGCUACAAAUUCCUGGACAUACCAACUUGCUACACAUGAUAAGAGAACUAGUCAUGGACAACAAUGGGCUAAAAUAUCUUGUGGAGAGCUACGAGGAAUUCAACCAACUGAUGCAUGUGAUAAACUUCCACUAUGAUUUGUUGAGGGCGAAACUCAACGACAUGUGCGCCCAUGAGUAUUGCAAAAUACCUGAGCACCUAAAAAUCUCUGAUAAGGAGCUGGACAUGCUGAAGAAAAUUGUGCUGGGUUAUAGGAAGCCCCUGGACAACAUAAAGGACGACAUUGGAAAAAUGGAGGCCUUCAUCACUAAAAACAAGGACACAAUAAAAAAAAUAAACGAUUUAAUUACUGCGGAGAAUGUUAAAAGGAAUGGCCAUCAAAUCAACAAUGUUAAUAGCACCGGCGGGUCAACCGAUGGUAGUCAAAUUGCGACAGCCAAUACGGAAACUUCUGGAAGUUCUAGUUCGACUGGCCCUGGUUCGACUGGCACUGGUCCUGCUGGCACUGGUUCAACUGGCACUGCAUCACCUUCUACAGCUGGAACCUACGAGGAGAAGAAAAACAUCUUCCAAGCCAUAUACAACAUAAUAUUUUACACGAGCCAGCUGGAGGAGGCACAAAAGUUAAUCGAAGUCCUGGAGAAGCGCGUGAAAGUGCUGAAGGAGCAUAAAAGCAUCAAGGCGCUACUCGACCAGGUCGCAACAGAAAAGGGAAAUCUUCCUAGUACUAAUCCUCCCACUGCAAGUCUUACAGAUGCGCAGAAAGAAGCCCAAAAGAAAAUUGCCGACCUCGAGAAGCAAAUCGUAGCCAUCGCCAAGACGGUGAACUUCGACAUGAGCGGCCUGUUCACGAACGCGGAGGAAUUGGAGUACUACUUGAGGGAGAAGGCAAAGAUGGCCGGCACGCUAAUCACCCCCGAAAGCACCAAGUCAGCAAUCACCACCGAAAAGACAGUUCCAACCAUGAAAGAGACUUACCCACACGGAAUAACCUACGCUCUACCAGAAAGCACCAUUUUCGAACUGAUACAAAAAAAUGCAUCCGAGGAGACAUUUGGUGAUUUGCAAAAUCCGGAUGAUGGAAAACAACCAAAGAAAGGAAUCAUCAUUAGUGAACACAAGAGAAAAGAGUUGCUGGACAAAAUUAUAAAUAAAAUUAAACUAGAAGAAGACAAAUUACCCGACCUAAAAAAAGAAUACGACGAGAAAAUUAAGGCGUACGAGAAGAAGGUUGAGGACUUCCAACCAACACUUCAUCAUUUUUAUGAAGGAAGACUGGAAAACACCCUUGAUGGAGACAAAUUUGAUCAGUUUAAGGCCAAGAGGGAGGAAUAUAUGAAGGAGAAAAAAGAACUAGAGAAAUGCACCUACGAACAGAACGCGAAUCUGAUUAACAAGCUGAAAAAACAACUGACCUAUUUGGAGGACUAUAACUUAAGGAAAGAUGUCGCCAACGAUGAAAUUAACUACUUUAGCACUAUGGAGUGGAAACUAAAGAACGAAAUUUAUGAGCUAUCUAAGGAAAUUAGAAAAAACGAAAGCAAACUCACCGUGGAAAAGAAGUUCGACUUCUCCGGGGUUGUGGAACUACAAGUACAGAAAGUGUUGAUAAACAAAAAAAUCGAGGCUCUAAAAAAUGUCCAGAACCUUCUUAAGAAUGCCAAGGUGAAGGACGACCUGUACAUUCCAAAGGUGUACAAGACUGGCGAGAAACCAGAGCCCUACUACUUGAUUGUCCUCAAAAAGGAGAUUGACAAAUUGAAGGACUUUAUCCCGAAAAUUGAGACCAUGAUCACCACUGAGAAGGCCAAGUCGGGCACGGAAGCGGUACAGAUCAAGGGACAAUCACUUAGAGGAGCAAGUGAAACAGGGGUAACACCAACACCACCGGCACCAGCACCAGCACUAUCACCAGCAGUAGGAGCAACAACACAAACAGCACAAGGAGCAGCAACACCAGGAGCAGCAGCAGCAACAACAACAACAACAGGAGGAGGAGAAACACAAGCAGCAGGAGUAGCAGCAGGAGUAGAAGCACCAGAAGGAGCAGAAUCACAACCAGCAGGAGCAGCACCACAACCAGCAGGAGCAGCACCACAACCAGCAGGAUCAGCACCACAACCAGCAGGAGCAUCACCACCAGUAGCACCUGAAGAACCAGUUGGUCCAGUAACCCCAGUAACCACACCACAACCGACUAGCCAACCCGCAGCACCUACAGCACCUGCAGCACCAACCAUGUCCAAACUGGAAUACCUCGAAAAACUCCUGGAUUUUUUAAAAUCCUCUUACGCAUGUCACAAGCACAUCUUUGUGACCAACUCCACCAUGAACAAGGAACUACUGAAGAAGUACGAACUUACGGAUGAUGAGAAAAACAAAAUUAAGCAAAGCACAUGCGAUGAGCUGGACCUCCUAUUCAAUGUUCAGAACAACUUGCCAGCCAUGUACUCUAUAUAUGACACCAUGAUCAACGACUUGCAGAACCUUUACAUUGAGUUGUACCAGAAGGAAAUGCUUUACAACAUAUAUAAGAACAAAGACACGGACGCGAAGAUUAAGGCUUUCCUGGAAACAUUAACGAGCAAUGCGGCUGCUGCGGCGGCGGCCCCUGCUGCUGCCGUGGUCCCUGCUGCUUCGGCAGCCCCUGCUGCGGUGGCCCCUGCUGAGCCAGCGGAAAAUCUCAACGAGGAAGUGGUUACUGAUCAAGCAAACGCCACGACAACAGUUCCAGGUACCCCAGAGUCAGCUGUAACAAACACACAAACUACACCCCCAGCAGAAGGAGAGCUAGCCGUGAGUGGUAGCAGCGAGGAGGAACCAGAAGUCAAGAUUGAGGAACUGAAAAAUAUUUACGAAAAGCAUCUUUCCCAAAUAGACAAUUACAACGAUUAUUUCAAGAAGUUCUUGGAAUCCCAAAAAGAGAAUAUCACCAAAAUGGAUGACACACAGUGGAAAGCAUUAGGUGUUGAAAUUGAAGAACUGAAGAAAAAAAUACAAGUAUCUCUGGACCACUAUGAAAAGUACAAACUCAAAUUGGAUAGAUUCAUGAAGAAGAAAAAUAAAAUUUCUAAUAGCAAGGAACAAAUUAAAAAACUCACAAGUUUGAAAAACAAAUUACAAAGAAGACAAAACCUAUUGAAUAACCCAACAAGUGUAUUAAAAAAUUACACCGUUUUCUUCAACAAGAAGAGGGAAGCAGAAAAGAAGGAAGUAGAAAAUACACUUAAGAACACGGAAAUUUUGUUGAAGUACUAUAAGGCACGAGCCAAAUAUUACAUAGGUGAACCCUUUCCAUUGAAGACCUUAAGUGAAGAGUCAAUGCAGAAGGAAGACAACUAUCUAAACUUAGAAAGGUUUAGAGUGUUGAGCAGAAUGGAAGGAAGACUUGGAAAUAACAUCGACUUGGAGAAGGAGAACAUUAGCUACCUUUCCAGUGGAUUGCACCACGUCUUUACAGAACUGAAGGAAAUUAUCAACAACAAGAGAUACUCCGGUAACGACCACGCCAAGAACACUGCAGCAGUUAAGGUCGCGUUGCAGGCCUACCAAGAAUUGCUCCCCAAGGUGACCACUCAGGAAGGCGCAUCCGUACCAGCAGGAGGAGCAGCACCAGUAGUAGCAGCACCAGCACCAGUAGUAGCAGGACCACCGGCAGGAGGAGCAGGAGGAGCAGGAGCAGGACCAGUAGAAGGACCAGCAGCACCAGGAACAGUAGCACCAGCAGGAGCACCAGGAGUAGCAGCAGGAGGAGCAGGAGCAGAACCAGCACCAGGAGCAGUAGUACCAGGAGCAGGAGCACCAGAGGCAUCAGUAACAACACCAGGAGAAACAGGGGAAACAGGAGUAGUAGCAGCACAGGACUACGCCGAGGACUACGACAAAGUAAUCGCGCUUCCCCUGUUCGGCAACAACGAUGACGACGGCGACGACAAGGAGGCAGACCAAGUAACAAUGGGAGAGGCAGAAAGUGAGGCACCUGAAAUUAUCGUACCACAAGGAAUAAACGAGUACGAUGUGGUCUACAUAAAGCCAUUAGCCGGAAUGUACAAAACUAUAAAGAAGCAACUGGAGAAUCACGUGAACGCACUCAACACUAACAUAAUCGACAUGUUAGAUUCUAGAUUGAAGAAGAGAAACUACUUCUUAGAUGUGCUAAACUCUGACUUGAACCCAUAUAAGUAUUCCUCAUCCGGCGAGUACAUCAUUAAGGACCCAUACAAGCUAUUAGAUUUGGAGAAGAAGAAGAAGCUCCUGGGCAGCUACAAGUACAUCGGCGCAUCGGUCGACAAGGAUAUGGUCACCGCGAACGACGGUCUGGCGUACUACCAAAAGAUGGGUGACCUGUACAAGAAGCACUUGGAUGAAGUGAAUGAACAGAUUAAGGAAGUCGAAGCGAAUAUUAACAAACAAGAUGCGGAGAUUAAAAAGAUAGAAAGUGAUACCAGUAAAACUGCUCAAAAGAACCAAUUGAAUGCCAAAAAGGAAGAGUUGCAGAAGUACCUCCCAUUCCUGAGCAGCAUCCAAAAGGAGUACAACACCCUCGUGAACAAAGUGCACAGCUACACCGACACCCUAAAAAAAAUCAUAAACAACUGCCAGAUAGAGAAAAAAGAAACUGAAACCAUUGUAAAUAAAUUGGAGGACUACAGCAAAAUGGACGAGGAGUUGGAUGUGUACAAGAAAUCGAAGAAAGAAGAUGAUGUGAAAUCUUCCGGUCUUCUGGAAAAAUUGAUGAACUCAAAAUUGAUUAAUCAAGAAGAGUCCAAGAAAGCAUUGUCCGAGCUGUUAAAUGUGCAAACUCAGAUGUUGAAUAUGAGUUCCGAACAUAGGUGUAUAGACACCAAUGUGCCUGAGAAUGCAGCCUGCUAUAGAUACUUGGACGGAACGGAAGAAUGGAGAUGCUUGUUAUACUUUAAAGAAGACGCAGGCAAAUGUGUGCCAGCACCGAAUAUGACUUGUAAGGAUAAAAAUGGUGGUUGUGCCCCUGAAGCUGAAUGUAAAAUGAAUGACAAAAAUGAAAUCGUGUGUAAAUGUACUAAAGAAGGUUCUGAGCCACUGUUUCAGGGAGUUUUCUGUAGCUCCUCCAGCUUCCUAAGCUUGUCCUUCUUGUUGCUCAUUUUGCUUUUCCUCCUUAGCAUGGAGCUUUAA